AUGCUUCGAUUUACAAUUUUACUCCUAUGUGUUUUAGUACUAUUGACAAUUGUAGAAACGACAAAUAAUCAGAGAUGUGGUGCAUUAUGUCGUAGACAUUGUCUAUAUGGUUUUGUAUUAAAUAGAAAUGGUUGUCCAACAUGCCGAUGUAAGACAAGUCCUUGUGAAGAUGGACAAGCUCCAUUGCCAGGUUACUUUUGUGGUCGUAGUCGUACUCGUCGAGAUUGCCCACGAAACUAUGCAUGUUUGAUUGCACCCAAUGAUGCUUAUGCUGUUUGCUGUCAUUCUAAUCGACACUUUGGAACAAAACCAGGUUCAUGUCCACAACCAUCUAAUAGAAUAGGUGCUUGUUAUGCUGCAUGCACAAUUGAUAAGGAUUGUCCAGGAAAUCGUAAAUGUUGUGGCAAUUGUCCUCGCAUAUGUGUUCAACCAUUAUUUUGA
This is a messenger RNA of Rotaria sp. Silwood1, 441 nucleotides long. The record is from the annotation of a GenBank genome assembly. NCBI's taxonomy places the organism in Eukaryota, Metazoa, Rotifera, Eurotatoria, Philodinida, Philodinidae.